AUGUCCCAUCGCCCAGAAGUCCCUCAUCCCAACGAUGACGCCGCUCAAGUCGAGGAGUUUCUCAUCAAAAAUUUCCUCGUUCUCAACGCUAGAAAAGAUCGAACCGAAGCCAAGCUAAAGGCUCAGAAAACAAUAGUCGACGGGAGCGGAUUGUAUGAAAUUUCAGAAGAGGAUUGGCGCGCAAAAUAUGGCAUUCAAGGAGUGAUAUAUACGACGAGCUGCAACGUAGCAAAUAUGGCUACGUAG
Molecule: messenger RNA, 246 nt
Organism: Letharia columbiana
Lineage: Eukaryota; Fungi; Ascomycota; Lecanoromycetes; Lecanorales; Parmeliaceae
Exons: 1
Coding region: 1-246 (81 amino acids)
Source: RefSeq, a predicted model, not a curated record